AUGUUGCUCUUGUUCAAUUGUUAUGAACUUGCUCAGUUGCCGAUCAACUUGGGGAGACUCAUCAACUUGCGCCAUCUUGAUGUUAGAAGCACUAAUCUAAAAGAGAUGCCACCACAUAUGGAUAAGUUGAAGGAUCUCCACACAUUGAGUGACUUUGUUGUUGGCAAACAAACUGCACCUAGCAUUGUAGUGUUGAAAGAGCUUCAGAUAGUAGGUACACUUGCUAUUUCAGGGCUUCAUAAUAUUGUGAAUUCUGAGGAUGCUUUUGUUGCCAAUAUGAGAAAUAAGCACCUUGACGGACUAGCUUUGACAUGGGGAGCUGAGACCGAUGAUUCACAAAAAGAUAGAGAGGUGCUUAAUAAUCUCCAGCCUCAUACACACCUGAAAGCCCUCAGUCUUAAGUUUUAUGGGGUGGAGACCAUAGGGCCUGAGUUUUAUGGUAAUGGUGUUUCUGUUGUUAUGCCAUUUAGAUCUCUAUCAGUUUUAUUCUUCAAAGAUAUGUUGGGAUGGCAAGAGUGGUCUCAUUUCGGAAGUAGCCAAGAAGGUGGAGCUUUUCCUCAUCUUUGUCAGCUCUAUCUGACAAAUUGUCCCAAGCUAACAGAGAAAUUACCUGAGUAUCUUCCAUCCUUGACUACACUUGAGAUAAGGAGAUGCGAGCAACUUCUGGGUUCACUUCCAAGAACUCGGGCCAUUUUGGAGAUUCCUUCUGUGAAAGACAACCUUUGUCUUGAAGAGAAAACUAGCGGAACUAACUCAUCUCUUACUCCAUUUCCUUGUGACGGUCUGGCUGAUGCUUUAAGAGUUAGUUUAAAUUUACAUCACUUAUCUCCACUAAAUCACUGCUAUGCAUUCCUUCAAACAUUGAAGAUAAAGAGUAGCUGUGAUUCAACCAAGUCUAUCCCGCUGGACUACUUCCCAAGGGUUAAAGAGCUCAAAUUAUAUAACUGUAGGAAUCUGGAAUCCUUUACUUAUUCCCAGGAUUCUGAAAGCCCUAUAAUCCUGUCCCUCAGUUCCUUGAGAAUAUUUAAUUGCCCAAAUUUUGUAUCUUUUCCCGAUGGAGGACUGUAUGCCCCCAACUUGAUUGUGCUUAAUAUAUCUGAAUCCUAUAAAUUGAGGUCAUUGCCAGAACAUAUGUGCACCAGUCUCUCAUCUCUUCAGGCUGUAAUCCUAGAGUAUUGUUCUGAACUAGAGUCAUUUCCUGAAGGGGGGCUGCCUUCAAAUUUGGAUAUGCUGCGUAUCUUUGGAUCCAAAAAACUCAUUGCCAACCGCAUGCACUGGGGUCUGGAUAGGCUCAUCUGUCUCAGAUACUUGGCUUUCAGCUUUGACGAAUGUGAAGACGUUGUAUCAUUUCCGGAGGAGGGGCUUCUGCCUACCAUUUUGACUACUCUCUGCAUCUUCAAUAGUCCAAAUCUUAAGAUCCUGGACUCUAAGGGUUUUCAAAACCUCACCGCUCUUCAACAUUUGUUCAUUGAUGGGUGUAAUGAGCUUGAAUGCUUGCCAGAAGGCCUUCCCACUUCUCUUUCUCAUUUGGAUAUCAAUAAAUGUCCUUUGCUGACACAAAGGUGCCAGAAUGAGAUAGGGGAAGAUUGGCCAAAGAUUUCUCACAUCACUCGUGUAACCGUUGAUGGGCUCGAUUAA
Messenger RNA from Malus domestica (apple), 1638 nucleotides. RefSeq names its product putative disease resistance protein At3g14460. The record is from RefSeq and is a predicted model, not a curated record. NCBI's taxonomy places the organism in Eukaryota, Viridiplantae, Streptophyta, Magnoliopsida, Rosales, Rosaceae.